AUCAACAGGCAACUUGAAGUUUCACGGACCAAACAACAGCAUUUAGGACAGUGGAAGAUAAAUAUAUAGUGAAAUACCAAUGAUGGAAAGCAAUAAAAUUUCAAAGAAAUCAAAAACAGCAAACGGAGAUGUAGAAAACAAUUCACACAACAAAAUCAACCUAAAAUUGCUAUAGCAUCCAGUGUAGAAGCCAUGAUGUACAACAUGAUCAUUGAUAAAAUCAGUACAGAUUGAUUUUGAUUUUAUUUAUACUCUUCACCCUUUAUCCUAUGGUCAUCAAUGAAUUCAUGUAUUUAAAACCCUAUGGCAAAAGGUAUUAUAUUUUUUGAAAUCAAUUCUAUACUCCAAAAGGUACGUAAACCAUCGUGUUCACUAUCAUGCUCCCCUUUGCCCUUAUAUACAACCAAGUAAAAAAGGAAAAACAAUCACAGAAUGCAUGACAUUAUAAUGACGCACAACUGAAAAAUUGCCAAAUUUGGAGCAACAAAUUGAAGAUCAAAGUUCAACCAGUUCAACCGCAAACAACAUAAAGUUCACGAAACAUCUUUUUUUGAUCAACAAAAAGGAAAUAUUUAUUGAUGAACACAAUAUAUGAAUACAAAGAUAACAUACACCAUCCAAUAGAAGCACAUCAGAACAGAUAGCAGCUCACAAGUCAUUAACAGGCCAUCCCCUUACUGAAUCAAGUCUAUACACUUUAGUCAAUAACAGAGUAUCCACACUCUUUGGAUGUGUAUUUAGCCCAUAAGGCUGCUCUAGUCUUAAUUAAAUCACACAAAGACCCCCAGCAGACCUGAGAUCCAUUGAACUUACAAUCAUUUGUUGCCUUCCACGGAGACCACAGAGCAGCAAAAGUCAACACUUGCCAGAUUUUCUUUUCAAAUUUCCUGAAUCUAUGCCCACUCCACCAUUGUAAAAGCAUGGCAACUGAGAGUGGUGAAGCCCACUGCAUUCCCCACCAGUCCAAGAGCACAGACCAGACUCUCCAAACAGCUGGGCAGUGAAUAAACAUAUGGUCAGCAGUCUCCUCAACAGAAUUACAAAAUAUACACUUCACAUUAACACUGGAAUCCAAAACUCCUAACUGUUUCAACAACACAGCAGUUUUAACCCUACCCUUCCAAGCUACCCACCCAAAAGAAUUGAACUUUGGGAGGAGCCACAUUUUUCCAUACAAGUCCUAACACUUUAUCCUUAGCUCCCAAAUUCGACUCAGCCCAGUUAUACAAGGAUUUGACAGUAAAUUUCCCAGUUGGAUCAGCCUUCGACGGGAGCUUCUAUAUACACACACCUAAUCCCCUCUUUGCACAUCCUUCUCACUACACACACCAAAAAAAUUAAUUCCUAAUUAGUUUCCUCAGUACACACACGGUGAGUUCCAAAUGUACCCUCACACACACACACACACCCGACCCCAAAAUACACACACCUAUUGAAUCUGAAGCACAUCUUCAACCUUGAAGCAUUCCAUCACAUACAAGCUGAAGCACCUAUUCAAACUGAAGCACAUCUUCAACCGUGUGCAAAUACAUUGAAGCAUUCCAUCUCAUUACCGUGUGCAACCCAGGUGUGCAAAUACAUUGAAUCAUUUCAUCCACGAAGCUGCAUCCCAUUGAAGCAUUCCAUCAGAUUUUCAAUCCUCAUUAGAUAAUAUGGAUUCUGAAUAUCAACAACGUGUCCUACCUACUGCUUCAAAUAGACGACGUUGUGAAUUGGAUGUAGACCAUGAACGGGGACGAGGGCGUGGGCGGGGACGAGGUCAAGGUCGUGGUCGAGGUCGUGAUCCAGUUUCAGUAGAAUAUGAUAUUCCCAGUGCCAGUCAAAGUCGGAGCCGAAGCCAAAGACGAGUUGAAGGUUACGAUAUGCCUGACAUUGCUGUGGAGGAUACCUCUUUACCUGAUUCUCCUCCUGUCCAGAAAGAGUACCUUACUCAUGCUUUUCCAGGUGGACCGACUGAUCCAUCAAUACUGCGGAGUUUCAAUAGUCAUGUGGCUGCAGCUAUUUGGCACGGGGAGGAACGAGGGCCCCUAAAGUGUCAUAAUCACUCUUCCAAGAUCCUUGCAUGGCCAUGGUGGUUAGUAGAGAACAACACCAGAUUCAAAGCCAUUAUUGAGCCGUCUGGACUGUCACAGUUAGCUCGUUGCACUUAUUAAUUUGUCAACAAGCUUCUAAUCUCCAGUUUUGUUGAGAGAUGGCAACCUGAGACGAACACAUUUCACAUGACAGUUGGUGAGAUAACCUUGACCCUGGAUGAUGUUGGCACUAUUCUUGGCCUUCCCAUUGUAGGCAAAUCAGUCAGCAUACCAGAUGUGACAGAUCAUCAUGGAGUUACAUUACUCGUUUAUGGCUUGGGGAUUACUGAACGUGCAGCACAUGAAGAGGUUUCUUCUGCUGGUGGCAAUUCAGUCAGGCUUGAAUGGUUGCGAAGUCAGUUUGCUGGUGUCACAGAUUCAAACCCCGAGGAGGCUAUACAGUGCGCUGCUAGAGCUUAUUUAUUGUUUCUGUUGGGAUGUACACUCUUCAGUGACAAGAGUGGCGGCAGGGUUCCCGUUGUUUACCUCGGCUUGUUGAUGGAUUUGGGAUCCAUACAUACUUAUGCCUGGGGUGCUGCUGCAUUAGCAUUUUUAUAUAGACAGUUGGGGUUUGCUAGCCGGUCUGGGGUUAAGCAGAUGGGUGGUUAUAUGAAUCUUUUGGAGGCGUGGAUUUAUGAGCACUUCCGAGCAUUCCGACCUCAUCAGAACAUGGGCUACAAUGAAGACAUGCCACACGUGUACCAUUGGGCAUCUAGGAGAGAGACGGGUU
Molecule: messenger RNA, 2802 nt
Organism: Camellia sinensis
Lineage: Eukaryota; Viridiplantae; Streptophyta; Magnoliopsida; Ericales; Theaceae
Source: RefSeq, a predicted model, not a curated record